AUGAAGAUAAAGACGAAGGCAAAGAAGCGUGAUCCUCUGUACGAUACACUAGGUUCCCCAACUGGAAACGUUUCGCCACUAUCUGUCGGGGUGGUCAAACCUUCAAGCGUUAUCGUCGCUGGAAUGGACAUAACAACAUGGCCGAUAGUCGAAAUCGAUGUCCCUGCUGGACCUUUGGGUAUUCUACUCGACGGGAGCUGUACCGAGGCUGCUAUACUCGAUGAUUUCGCUCCAGUAACCCGUGAAGGUUCACCUGGAGCAAUUGAAGCAAAUGGAAGCGCACCUCAGGGUAGUGUACUCAUCGGAAUGGACAAAUUUGACUUUAUGAACCCACGGCAAACACUUGAUGAGAUCGGUGCGAUCUUGCGCGAAGCUGCUCAUCUCAAGCGUCAAUUACGCUUCAAAGUUCCACCUUCGAGCAUCCAGAAGCAGGCAAAGAACCCUCAGGAUGACGACAAGGUGAAACUCAUCACCGGUCCUACAAGUAGCGCAACAAACCUCAAUGAAAACGCAGGUGAACCGUCUAACAAUCUCUGGAGCGCAACCACGCUAACGUCCUCAAAGGCCACGCUAACGUCCUCAAAGGAGACGACGCCAAAUACUGAGCCAGUGGCUCCUUCUCCGUUGAAAAUAAGUCGACCUGCUUCGUUCGUGCAAGUCACAGGGAUGGAUAAUCGUCCUCUGGAAUCCGACAGACGCUCGUAUGCGCCAAGUACAACCGACAACGUCGUGAGUGUGUUAGUUCCUCCAGGAUCUCUCGGUCUAAAUCUCGAUGGGACUGUUGCGAAUCGCGCUGUUGUGUUGGGCUUUGUUCCGCUACCCGAUGGAUCUCGUGGUGUAUUAGAACGUAGCGGUAGUGUAUCGUCCGGUGCUGAGAUCGUGGAGAUCAAUGGCGAAGAUGUAUCGCAAGAACCCUUGGCAGGGAUUCGAGAACGUCUUGGACGAAUGAGUGACGAACCUCGACGUCUAAGCUUCCGUCUACCUCCUCCAAUCAAACUUACUGUCCAGGCACUUCCAACUACUUUGACGACACCUGCAGCUUCGUCACCUUCAGCCCCGAAAGCUCGGAGGAUGUCAGCCACCUCAAUUCAGCGAAUGAGUCUGAUUCAGGCGUCUCUACCCACUUACAGGGAAGAUCUAGAGCUCCGCCGACGCCUGGAACUGAAGCUGAUCAUGAGUCAUGAUCGCAAGGAACUCAAGUUUAAGGAGUUCUGGUUUGCGGUUCACUCCGACUGGAUGAACCGUUGGGCCCUCUAUGUCGGUAAAGGAGGCCCGGAACCAGGUCCGAUCACAAACCACGAGUUGCUGGAGCCUGGAUUUGAUGUUGGUGAAGAUCCGAAUCGAGUCGCGUUUGUGCGUUCAGGUCUUGAGAUCACGAAGGAUUUUCGCUUUGUGACCCCGAUGGUCUGGAGUUUACUGGCAGCACUACACGGUCCUGGAGAUGCUCCUCCCAUCGCAAGAUAUGCACUCGAUAUCAACUCGGAAGCACCUGAAGACGUCACCGAAGUGCUCCGUGAAGCUAAGGCUCAAGCAUCGGGUCUAGCAACUAGUGUUCGCGAAAAGUGCCAGGUGGAGGAUAAGUAA
This is a messenger RNA of Phytophthora infestans T30-4, 1584 nucleotides long. RefSeq lists its product as uncharacterized. The transcript has a single exon. The coding region runs from base 1 to 1584 and encodes 527 amino acids. Gene Ontology annotation, molecular function: cysteine-type deubiquitinase activity. The record is from RefSeq and is a predicted model, not a curated record. Lineage: Eukaryota; Oomycota; Peronosporomycetes; Peronosporales; Peronosporaceae.